AUGGAGAGCCUAGAUGGAGAUGAACUCUGCUACCCACAACUCAACUCCUCCUGCAAGAAACCAACACAUCCGUACACUCAGGCCAUGCUGAUCUAUGUCCUGCUUUCAUCCAUCUCUCUGAUCACUGUGGCUCUUAACCUGCUGGUCAUCAUCUCCAUCUCACACUUCAGGCAGCUCCACACCCCCACCAACCUCCUCCUCCUCUCCCUGGCUGUCUCCGACCUGUUUGUGGGCCUCCUGCUGAUGCCCGUUGAAAUAAUCUACAUCGAGGCCUGCUGGUUUCUCGGUGACAUCGUGUGCACUCUGUAUUACGUUAUCGACUACAUCAUCACAUCUGCUUCGGUAGCAAACAUGGUGCUCAUAUCUGUUGACCGCUAUAUAGCCAUUUGUGACCCGAUGCAUUACGGCACCAAAGUCACAAAGCGGAGAGCACAAAUCCUGGUGUGUCUGUGUUGGAUUGUCUCUGUUUUCUACAGACCUCUGCUUUUGUACGAUCACCUAGAAAAGCCGGGCCGGUCUAACUCUUGUUUGGGAGAGUGCCUUGUUGUCAUUAACUACAUUGCAGGAGUUAUUGACCUUGUUUUCUCCUUCAUCAUACCCAUUACUGUCAUCAUAGUUCUGUAUUCGAGGGUGUUUAUAGUGGCUUUGUCUCAGGCUCGAGCCAUGCGUUCCCAUAUUGCAGCUGUAACAGCGCAGCGUUCAGGGACAGUAACCGUGAAGAAAAAAGAGAUGAAAGCAGCCCGGACUCUCGGUAUUGUUAUUGUUGUGUUUCUGUUCUGUUUCUGUCCGUAUUAUUUCCCCGCUCUGGCAGGCGAAGACACUUCCGUCGACGCUUCGUCUGCAGCUUUUGAGAUCUGGUUGGCACAUUUUAACUCGUGUUUGAACCCGGUCAUCUAUGCCUUUUUCUACCCCUGGUUCAGAAAAUCCAUUAAACUCAUCCUGACACUUCAGAUACUGAAGCCUGGUUCCCGCGAGGCUCAAAUACUAUAG
Molecule: messenger RNA, 990 nt
Organism: Notothenia coriiceps (black rockcod)
Lineage: Eukaryota; Metazoa; Chordata; Actinopteri; Perciformes; Nototheniidae
Product: trace amine-associated receptor 13c-like
Exons: 2
Coding region: 1-990 (329 amino acids)
Biological process (GO): G protein-coupled receptor signaling pathway
Cellular component (GO): membrane
Molecular function (GO): trace-amine receptor activity
Source: RefSeq, a predicted model, not a curated record